AUGAUGAACGCGACCACGCAAAGUAGAAGUAGCUGCCCGAUCUGGGAGUCUGGCUCCAGACUAUACGAUCUCGAGGGGGGAUCCAUGAUUUCUAUACAGUUUCGGGAACUUCUCGAUCGGCCUUGGUGUGGCGCCACCAACAUCCAGCAGCAGCUUGGGGCGGCGGCUGCAGAUCGGCUCCAAAUCGCACAAGUUCAGGCUGCAGCUCAACCACCGGCAUCAAUAGCACCACCGACGACGAUGACGACGACGACGACGAAGACGAAGACGAUCCAAGCACGUUAA
Molecule: messenger RNA, 285 nt
Organism: Drosophila elegans
Lineage: Eukaryota; Metazoa; Arthropoda; Insecta; Diptera; Drosophilidae
Source: RefSeq, a predicted model, not a curated record